Ictalurus punctatus (channel catfish) is the source of this 8393-nucleotide messenger RNA. It is a transcript of the gene mafga, whose product is annotated as v-maf avian musculoaponeurotic fibrosarcoma oncogene homolog Ga. The record is from RefSeq and is a predicted model, not a curated record. Gene Ontology annotation, molecular function: DNA-binding transcription factor activity, RNA polymerase II-specific; RNA polymerase II cis-regulatory region sequence-specific DNA binding. Gene Ontology annotation, biological process: regulation of epidermal cell differentiation; regulation of transcription by RNA polymerase II. Gene Ontology annotation, cellular component: nucleus. Lineage: Eukaryota; Metazoa; Chordata; Actinopteri; Siluriformes; Ictaluridae. The transcript is spliced from 2 exons. The coding region runs from base 1596 to 2312 and encodes 238 amino acids.
UUACUCAUUGAUUACUUUCUGCCUAAUAUGGGAUAUAUUAGGCAGAAAGUAAUCAAUGAGUAAAAUGAGAGGUGCCACUGUAAUGACAGGUGCCACUGUAAUGAGAUAAUCAGUGUUAUUAACUUCACCUGUCAGUGGUUUUAAUAUGAUUUGAACUAAUUGUAUGCUAUUUUGUUACAGUAGCACAUUCUAUGUGUGCGUUAUAAAUAUAUAAAAUAUAAAAAUAACCAAGACAAUAUUAUAACAUUAUGAAAAAAAACCCACAUUUUUCCUAAGCGAAGAUUUUUGAGGUCAAAUUUAUGUUUAAUGAUAACCACAACCCCUUAUAUAUGAAUUAAGUCAUAUUAUUUUUAUCAAGCAAUUCCACUGCAAGGGGUGAACACAAGUUUUACCUUUCACUUACCAGGUCAACUUCAUACUUCAAACUGCCCCAAUUUAGGCUACUUUAUGUCCCAGUAUGCACCUGAGUUCAUCCUAUUCAUAUAGGUUCAUUUAAAACAAAUAAAUACAGAUGUGUUGUUGUAUUACACUCAAUAGGAACACCUGUACACAUGCUCAUUCAUGCAGUUAUGCAAUCAGACAAUGAUUUAGCAGCAACUCAGUGCAUCAAAUCAUGAAGCUCACGCGCUGCUGCCACACGAUUGGCUGAUUGGAUAAUUGGAUGAAUGAACAGGUGCACAGCUGUUCCUAUUAAAAUGGCCGGUGAAUGUAUUUCGAUGCUGUGAAUACCAUGAUUUUUCACAUUCAAGUUUUAAGUCUCGACCGAACAACAAGGCACUUCAGAAAAGCAUGCUGAUUCACAUUUGCUUAGCCUAACAGAAAUUCCACUCUCUAGUAUGAACGCAACACUGCACGGCUUCCGUAUUUCCACCACGCAAUGACAGCAUGAACUGACUGAUGUGAACGGUCUGGUGUCCGUUUGCUCUACUAUUCACUCCUUUAAAUUAGCCGGGUGCGUAUAGUCUUUCAUGAAUGAACCCACGUGACCAAACAUCAUAUGACGUCUGGCGUCGAAACAAGAGAAAGGGAAAGCAGCAAGAGGGACAACAACGGGUCUCCAUAAAAAAAAAAAACAAAAGAAAGAAAGAAAGAAAGAAGAAGAAAAAAAGACAAGACAACACAUCAUAUGCACGCGCUUGGCAUCCCGAGCGGACCCGGUGUCUCCCAUUUCUCCCCAGAGCCGGGAGUCAGACUACUGGAGCAUCUUCUCUCACGCGGGUGAGUCAAACCAAGUCGCACAUCGAAAGAAGAAGCAGAAGAAGACGCGGCGCAUUGUUAACUGCUGAGUGUGCACGCGCGCUGCCGUCUAUACCCAGCUGCCGCGCGCGCGUUCCACCUGCUUCACUAAAUGUAGCUGAUUCAUCCCUAAACGAAGCGCUUCCGUUUGGAAGCGACAGGAUUUACGGAGCUGGGUACUGUAGCAGUUGCAGGAGGUUGCGGGGGAUUCCCUUUAUCCAUUCGUUCAGCGCGAGCGGGCGGGAGGCGGCGAAGUGCAUCUGCUCUGGAAUCGAAAUCACGAGCGUGUGUAGUGACAGCUAGGGGGCUCGUGGUCGAGAGAAAUGUGUAACCGGAUCGGCGCGUUAGUUUGCUAGCUCAUGCACACGCGCAGCACACGAGCGCUGCUGUUUCAUCAAAUCCAAUCGACGCUCCUGUUUAUAAAGAGCGCCAUCAGACAGUCUUCCAGGAUAGUCAAGUGUGGCUCUCGUGGCAUGACUACUACAAGUAAGGGAAACAAAGCCCUGAAGGCAAGUGUCAAUAGUUUAUUUAUGCUCUCUGUUUUUGUGUUAUAUUUGAUUUGUCUGGUUUUUGGUUUUCCAUCUCUCCUACCUUAUUCAUUUGGACUUUUCUUUCUCCUCACCUCUCCUAAGGUGAAGCGGGAGCCAGGUGAGAAUGGCACGAGCCUUACAGACGAUGAGCUAGUGUCGAUGUCAGUGCGUGAGCUGAACCAACACCUGCGCGGCCUAUCCAAGGAGGAGAUUGCGCAACUAAAGCAGCGGCGGCGCACACUAAAGAACCGUGGCUAUGCCGCCAGCUGUCGCGUCAAGCGCGUCACACAGAAGGAAGAACUGGAGAAGCAAAAAGCUGAGCUGCAGCAAGAGGUGGAGAAACUCGCUUCUGAGAAUGCCAGCAUGAAGGUAGAGCUAGACGUGCUGCGCUCCAAGUAUGAGGCACUGCAAAGCUUCGCCAGGACUGUGGCACGCAGCCCUGUACCAGCUGCCAGGGGCGCAAUCACGCCAAUCAUCGUACCAGGCAAGGUGGCCGCCACGAGUGUCAUCACCAUCGUCAAGUCCAAAACGGAGGCACGCUCGUAAUGCACAAUGCCUUUGGUCAGUGAAUCAUUAUCAAGCACAGAUCUGCAACAUCUGCUUUAAACAAUACAGCAGUUAAAUAUGCUCUGCCUAGCAGUGUGCUUAUUAAGAUGGCACUUAUGGUGAAUUUUGGUCGUUAAACUCCAUUAAGGCCUUUCUGGUUUUGCAUAACUGUGUGGUUUUUUUGUUUGUUUGGUUUUUUUUUUUUUUUUACAUUAGCCUCAAGUCUAAUACAUUCCCAGAUUUAGCACAACCUUCUAUGCACCAUAGUAGGGAUUAUUAGCCCAUGAUACAAAAAUAACGCAAAAGGCAGCGCAAUCAUGUCUAUGUAGUUCAGUAAAACUGCGUACACUGUCAUAGCCUUCACAAAUUUAAAGCAAGACAUGUCUUACUACAUGCAAAUUUUUAUAUUUUAGGUAAGAUUUAUUUCAGUGAAUGUCUCAGUACAUACACCUGACAAACCUGAUUCUGUCCUCAGUGCUCAAUUAGCUGAUUCAGGUGUGAAAGGGCAAGCCAAUUUGGGACUUGGCACAGGUUAAACAUGUGCUGCGGAACAAUGCAGUCCAACACAGUUACCACUGAAUUUGGUUUGCACCAUAUUUGCGACAUUGCACUAAGAGUUUUGUGUAUUGAUAUUUAGCAACCUGGUAUUUCCUUGGUAUUAAUAGGGAAAAUAUUAGAUUAACAUUGUUUUCAUUUUUCAGAUUCCUGUGCUUGAUAUUCUCCACUGACCACCUCUCAGAUGGGCUAGAAAGGCCAUCAUGGUCUUGAAAGGGAUGAUGAAAUCUAUCGACAGAAAGUGUCAGCAUUAAAAAAAAUAAAAAAUAAAAAAAUAAAUUGUGCUUAUCUUAAAAAUGAGCCAAUUAUGGGGGUUAAUAGUAUUCGGACAUUGCAGUUGCCGAGUCAAAACUUGAUUUGUUUGUGGGUGAAAUUCGAAUACUAAAUUGCAAUUAGAAAUAAAAAAAAAUUAUUCUGCCGAAGUAUUUUUAAUUCAGUCAAAGUAUUUAUCAAUAGUAAAUUGAACUUACAUUUACAUUAAACAGCUCUGCUCAAAUUGAUGUCAUUUGGAAAACCAAAUGAAGGAAUUCUGUAUUAAAAUCUGGAAAUGUACUGUUCCAAUUAUAGAUUGGCUGGGAAAUUGGGAUGAAAGGGGUAGGUUAGCUUUGCAUAUAUUCUCUGUAAUGAUGUUAAUGCUAACAUUUUGGCACUCAGUCAGUGUAAUAGGAUGAAAACCAUGAACUCUCAUUUUUGGCUUUAAAACAAUGUUGGGGGAAAUAUCAAAUUUAUACAAAUUUUCUACUUAUUCUAGACAUAGCCAAUCAGCCAAGACAUGUUUGGUAUCCAAAUUUUGCUUCCUUAUUUUUGUUCUGGUGCUACAUCGCUAGUCUGUGACCACCCAUUUGCAUCAUGCAAACUCUAGCUGGAAUUAUUACACACUUGUCUGAAACAGUCAGUUAAAAUAAUACUAACUGUAACUGUACAUAAAUGGUUAAAGAAUGGUGACAGUAUGCAUGAGUCACUUCAAGAUUUUAUGCAUAUAAAUUAAAUCUAUUUCUUUAAAAUGGCUGCUAGUUUUCAGUUGUAUGUAUCAUACAGUUAUGUUAUCAUAUGGCAUCAUAACCGUAUGCAUCACAAUUUUCCUUUUUAGAGAAUUCCUAUAUUUUAUCAAUACAAUGUUAGACAAUAGUAAUCUCAAAAAGCCUUAAAUUGCAGAUUGACAUAGUUUGAGGCCAGAUUUUACCAUGCAGUUUGUAUGAUGCCUAGAUUACAAAUCAGAUUAGAGGCCAGAGGCUUGUUAGAUGGCCUCGUGUUAGCCUCAUGUUGGCUAUAGUGCAAAACCAGAAGAGCUAAAAAAUGUGGACAACAGACCUGUUCUGGCUGGUUAGCAAUGUUUUAUAGGCAGAGCAUUUGUGUCAAUUUGAAUUCUCCCCCAAAACUAUUCCUUAAUAGAUGAAAGUUUGGUGUUCCAUGCCAUGCCAACACAUCAAAAAAAAAAAACUGUUAGUUUUUGUGCUCUGUUUUGUUUAAUUCCAUUUGUGGAAUGAUGUUUACAAGUUAUAUUCUGAUGAAUAUGACAAGGAGAGGCAAUAAACUACCGUAUUUAUGCAUGGAAAAGGAGAAAUCCGGUAACUGUCUCCGAGGGUGAUGUUCACCUUUCAUAGACACAAGUUAUAUCACGUUUGUUAUGAGGGAGCCUGUCCAUAGAACAUAGCAAACUCCUUCCUUGUUUGACUGAGUUAUGUUUUAUGUGUUUUUAAAAAUGGUUUGAUGUAGAAGUUCAUUGGCAAAUGUGAAGUAUCGAGUGGUUUAGUUUUGUUCGACAUUCUAGAGCUUAAUGCUGUGGAUGGACUGGCCAUAGUUGCCUAAACACAAAUCCACACAAGCUUUAUUGUUUACUUAUUAUUAGCAAGUGUUCUUUGAUGUCUUUGUCCGGCUAAAGUUUUAGCUCAAUAUUUGUUAUUUUCUGGUAAGAAAAUGUUUUGUUAUUUAUAACAGAGGUGUCCAGCUCAUGUCCUGGAAGGUUAGAGUUCAGCACAGUUUGGUCAUUUUCCUCUGCACUAACACACCUAUUUGUCAUGGUAAAAGGAGAUUGUCAUCAGGUGUCUUUGAGCAUGAAAAUAACAACUAAACUGUAUGCUGGCCUUUUGACCAGUUGACUUGGGCACCCCUAAUUUAUAGGGAAAAAAAAUAUCUGGGAAAAAUACAAACCUUGAACUUGUUUGAUAUUGACUUUGCAAUUGUACCAAAAGUGGCUUAUUAUUGAAGUCUGAUAGCUUUUCUAGUGACUAGGCGCGUGGCGUGCUGUGAAAGUGAUCAGGUGGCAGUGUCGUCCACUCUAUUGGUGUCAUUCUGUACUAUUUACAUGAAUAUAUUUAGAAAAAUUUGUAGAAGAAAGGCAAUGUAUAGAAGACAGUUAACCAUCCAUUUCGGUCCCUUCCAUAUAACAGAUGCAGGUUUUUUUAACACCAUCUCAAUUUUGUUGCACAGUGCAGAACUGAAUUCUUCCGCUUCUGUGGUCUCUCCCAAAUAACGGACUUCCAUAACGCAAGAUGUUGUUAAAGGUGCUAUCCAGGACAAAUGUUAAGCAAGAUAUUUCAUAACUUUGGCAAGGCACUUUCCAAACACAUAUUUGGGUUAAAUUAAUAAGAACUUCUUUAUAAUCAUUGGAUUCUUCGCUGCUAUAUCCGAACUAUAGCCUGGUUGUUAUUCAGCAGCAAAGUUCAAUUAAAUAUAUUGUUCUAUCCUUUUUCCUGAUUGGCUACUCAUUGUGGUGCCCACAUCUGCCUGAUAAUCAUACAGUGUGACAUACUGUAUGAUGAUCUUUGGGUGAAACAAAUAACUCUGUGUAUGUCACAUUGUAUUUGCACUGUCUGUUAAGUGCAUAUUGCAAAUAUUAACAAUUAAUUGAUGAAUAUUGCAGACAGUGUAACUCCAAAACUGAAGCUGAACCAUAGUUACUGCAAAAGUAUGGUUAGGUUUGUAUAUAUAUAUAAGUAAAUCUCAGCAAAGCAUUUACUUUGCUUAUUUCCAUUAUAUUAUUACAUAACCUAUGUCAGAUUGAACAUGGCAGUGAGGUGUUUUACACGACAGGUGCAGCAUAGUACUUUCAUAAGCAUAUAGAAUGAUUAUGUUGGAUGUAAAUUGACUGUUUUCAUCAUUUAGUUAAAUAAAAUGCACUGUUGAGACCGGUAUAUUUGCUCAGGACAAAAAAAAGCAUCUUCCAACUGGGGGUGAAAGGGUGGCAUGUUAGUGCAGAGGGUAGUGUUGCUGCUUCACAGCUCUAGGGUCAUUGGUUCAAUCCUAAGAUUGGGUUACUGUGUAGAGGUUCUCCCACAUGGGUUUCCUCCAGGUUCUCCCAGGUGUAGACAAAUGAUAAAUUCAUUAGCUAACCAGGCAAGUGAACACUCCAAUAUGCAAAACAAAUCAGCAAGUUGUUGGCCAACUUUUCGACUAGAAAGUCUGGGGUUCUGUCCUUGCACUGCACGGAAUAUGUUUCCCUUCAAGGUGACUCUUACCUAUAUACUAAGUACGACUUAUAUAACAGCUUUACGCUGGAUUAUAUAUUUUUUUCUCGGCUUUGGUAGUGGUUCCACAUAUCUUCGUGUUCCUGAUCCUGAUCUUUCAUCUGUGCAGACUAAUUAAUCCACCUAGCAAAAAUCGUUCUUCUGUCAACCAGAUCCUGCCUUCGCUGAGCAUCAAGGUGUUUUGCCCCACAAUGAAGAGCAUUUGGUUUAAACAGACUCACCAAAACAACAACUUUUGUUUUGCAAAUCAUUAAGGAGUAGGGUGUUUUUUUCCACUUAUUGUGGUUGUUGAUCCAACUUAUCCACUGUUCCCCUAAUAAUAAAAACGAAUAGAUGGACAUGAAAUCUGCUAGUCUGGGGGUGCUCGGGCUAUUGAUUUGUCCACCCCUGUUUCCGGUUUCCUUUGACCUCCAAACAAAAUGGUGGUAGGUGGAUUGGCUAGACCAAAUUGCCCGUAGGUGUGAAUUAGUGUGUGAACAUGUGUUUAUUCCCGCCUGAUGCGCAGUGUUCCCAGUAUAGGCUCUGGAUCCACCGUGACCCUGACCAGGAUGAACUUGGAACAGUAAGGUACAGUUUAGUGGCAAGUUCAUUACUCCGGCACUGGUGCACAGUCUGACAGUCCUUACUCCUGUUUUUCUUUUUAAUAGUUAGUUGUCAAACACAGUAGUUGGCCAAGAAGUUCAAAUGUUUUGCACUUUGUGAUUCCUGGUACUGUAGGUAGGCCUGAAUGCUAACUUGUGGAACUGAGCACCAAUGUAAUAUCACAGUUAUUGUAUUGAUUAGUAUGGAUGUGACCAGUAUCAUGGUUUUCAAUAAGGAAAUGAAAGAGAUGGCAGUUAUAAAACAGCCUACUUUUUAAACAUUAAACCUGCCAGUGGAAAAUUUAAGAAAAACACAUUUCUGCUUUCUUUUAAUAACCCGAACAGGCAACAGCUUAGCAAGUACUCUUAACAAGAUUUUAAAAAAUUAUAAUAAAAAAAUAAUAAUAAAAUUUAGCAGUUAUGCUAACAAAAUACUGUGGUUACAUGGUACUGUCUAGGUCUUCUAUGAAAAUACCAUUUUACACCAAAAUACUUGGAUGCUGGGUUAUCAUGCAGUGAAUUUCUCAUACCCAUUCAAUUUUAAGCUAGUGUGAAUUUUCCAUUUAGAUUCCAGUUUUUGGGGGAAAAAACAAACAAAAAAAAAACAUUUCAGGCUUUCAUCAGGAGUUUCUUGUGCGUUUACUGCAUAUAGGCCUCCUCUGUGGUGUUAAAUGGAGUUCUUGGACAAAUGCCCCACUUUAUCCUUUUGUGGACAUAAAUUAUUGAUCUGAGCUAUUUCACAUAGUCCGGAGUCCGUGAUAGUUAUCAUAAUAGAGCAAUUGUAGGAUCGACAGGAGGAGGGAGUGAUAUCACACUGAGCUGAGUAUUGAAUGAUAAAGGACUGUCAGUUUUUGUGCUUUGGUUAACAGCAUCAGGAAUAUAGCUUUUUGUCAGUCCAAAAUUGGCAUGUCUAACAGCUCUGUGGGAGGCCUUGUCAUUUUAUACAUAGAUCACACUAUGCAUCCAGGAUAGCCUUUAAUCCCUGCCAUUGUCUUACCAGAGAUUCAGAGGUCCACUCACUUUAUCAGCACUUAUGUGACAAAAUCUAUUAGCUUUAGGCUUUGUUCAUCAUGUUCUUUGUUUGUUGAGCAGGUUCAAACACCAGGUUCAUAUAUGACUCUGAAUAGUUUGUUGUCUCAAAAUUGUUAAUCAGAAAAAAGCUAUGAAAUGUGAGGUGGUAAUCGGUGAAUAGAAUGUGCUGUUUUGGAUAUAUAUAUGAGUACUUUGUACGAAAUACAGUAACAAAAUGGGUGAACUGUAACUUUAUUAAUUAAAUUAUUGUACUUUUUUGCAAUCUGUACAUACAAAAGUGAUGAUGUAUUAAUAUAUAUAUUCAUAUAUAAGAACUGUGGAUUUUAACCAUGCAGAUAGUCUUUCUUGGGUUUGACUAAGUUAUUGAUGUACUGUUGUAUAUAUUGUAUGUUUGGUGAUAUACAGCUUCCUUUAUUUUAUAUAUGAUCAAUAAAAAGGUUUUGAGA